UACCUGUGUUCUCAGAACUAAGGAAACUGGUUGUUGAAAUCACAAGAAAAAAAACUGAGCUAUCUUGUCCCAAACCAUCAUGAUCAGGCCUGUAUCAGUGACCAGUCUUUAUGAUUUAUGUAACAUUUAGCUCAGUGUUACGUAAAGCCUCUCCACGAUGGGAGCCGUCUGCUGCAUCCGGGAACAAAACUGUCCCCAACAAUGGAAACAAACACGGCCACCACCGACACUCCGCUACAUAUAAACAGACUUGUGUCAAUUUGAGCUCGUCGUUCUUGUGACCGCGUCGAGGAAAAUAACAUUGUUUCAAUGACUGCGCUAUAUUUUGAAUGAAAUGGUUCUCCCGUCAGUCACUAUGACACGGAGUCCGUCUUCUCUCUGAGCGAGCGCCGUGAUUGGCUGCCGGCCGACAAGGGGGCGGGAUCCGGGGCCGCGAUUGGCUGGCUGGCUGUGGAUGAGGGCGGGAUCAUUUCAGCUGCGACUGUCAAGAUUGGCAAAGCUCUGGCGCUACUGCUGCGUGCAGGUAAAAGGAACAAGCGACAAAAAAAAAAAAAAAAAAAAAAAAAUCAGAAAACAUUUAUCCUGGCAGAAAGGGAGGACUGCGAUGGAAACGUGGAGCCCGUUUGAAUGCGGCAGAAAUCGAAAAUAGAGGCAUUUGAGUCGGGCGAAUAAAGGCGCAACACCUCUUCGGCGUCUUGGAAGAAAGUGCCGUUGUGUCAACCAUCGUUUUGGCUCCCGGGCACGCUUUGUACCGCGAGCAACUUGGACAGCUGCGUGUUUUCAAGAAGCCAUCAACAAAGAAUGAAAGCAUUCAAACGAGCUCUGGAAGAAGAGCAUCGCCCGGAGCAGGAGCACUCUUCCGCCGUGUCGGACAGCGAUGACGGCUCCCCCCUCGACCUGUCGGGGAAGGGGCUCUUCGCCAAGCGCCGCCGCCGCGGGAACCUGCCCAAGGAGGCAGUGCAGAUCCUCCGGAGCUGGCUGUACGAGCACCGCUUCAACGCCUACCCGUCGGAGCAGGAGAAGCUCAGCCUGUCGGGUCAGACCAACCUCUCGGUGCUGCAGAUCUGCAACUGGUUCAUCAACGCGCGCCGCCGCCUGCUCCCCGACCUGCUUCGCAAGGACGGCAAAGAUCCCACCAAGUUCACCAUCUCCCGUAAAGUCGGCGGGAAAAACGAAGUGCACUCUCCCAACGGAGGCGGAGACAGCUCUCCCGAAAGCAACUCGUCCAGCGGCUCGUCUCAGCAGCGGCCGUCCGUCAUCCGCUCCGGCCCCACCCUGGACCUGAGUCUCCUCGGGAGCACGGCGACGGCCAUUCUGACGGGCGCGGGCUACCCCGGUAAGGAGGGAUCGGUCCAGGCGCUGAUGAAGCUGGAUACGCAGAGUCUGCUGAGGGAGGCGGAGGAACAGUCGGCCUGCCUCACCGGCACGACGAUAGCGGCGAGCCCCACCGGCGGCCUCUUCAACACGCCUCCCCCGACUCCUCCCGAGCUGUUCCCCACCCAGGACUUCAGCGACUUGAGGCUCCUGGUGGACGCAGCUCUGCAGAGGGCAGCGGAGCAGGAGAACCUGAAGAGACUCAAGGAAAGCCAGAGCACGCCCACGGAGUCGGUAAAGACCGAACUAGUCGAGACGCAGUGCAACGCUUACAGCAGCGACAUGGGCCUGACGCCACCCCCAGAGGACGGCCAGCAAGUCAUGGAUCCGUGCAGAGCUCAGAGUCUGAUGGAGAAGGCCAUGGCUGUCCCGGUGUCGGCUGUGGCGUCCGUCAAGGCGCCACUUCCUGUGUCUUCAUCACCCUCCCUACAUGCUCCGGUCUUACUGUCAGCCCCGAGGAUGUCUCCUCUUCCAGUGAAUAAAGUCAUCUGGAGUCCCUUGGAGAAGGACACUGCCAGAGCAUCCAGCCCAAACCAACCUCAACUUUUCUCAGCCCAUCUGCCAACCCUAAUGCCAGUCUCUGCCUUAGUCUUAGGACAGCCAAAUCCUCAGAAACCAGCUGCUCCUCCAGCCAUCACCCCGGCUCCGUCAUCCGCUUCAGUCUCGAGUUCCGUUACGUGUUCUGCAAGUGCGCCGGUGCCAGCUACAAGGCCAGUCUCAGUGCCAUCGCCGGUCCUCCUGCCCGCCACCAAUUGUAUGUCUUCUCCAAGCCAGGAUUCCUCCACGACGUCGGCUCUCGUUCCAGCCGCUCCUUCCCCGACCAUGGUCUCUCACUCAGCCUCCAGAGGAUUCCCCGUUCACCUGCCGUUCCACAAGCACCUCUCAGUACCGGUGACAACCCAAGUGUCGCCUGCAGCUUCGGUCACGAGCCCAGCGUCCGUCUCUGCCCAGCCAUCAACCGCUGCCGCUGCCUCGUCUACGUCGGCGAUAACUCCGCUUCUGGGCCUCACUUCCCACCUCGCUCCUCUCCUCCAGCCCUCCUCCGCGAGCAGCAGCAGCAGCAGCAGCAGCACCACCACCACCACCAGCAGCAGCAGCAGUUCACAGAGGAAUUCGGCCGUGGUGCCCGCCGUUUGGAGCAUGGUUCACGCUGACGCCAGGCAGCCCAGUUCCCUUCAAGUGGUGAACACCCCCAUUACCACAGUGUGGGGCCCUCAGCACAGCCUGCACUCAGUGAGUGAAACUGUUAACUAGGAGCGGGGAACGGGAUUUCAUAAAUCUGGACAACACUGUAUAUAGGAGAAUGUAUCUUCAUCACCAGUCAUUAAUCCUGAGCUCACAGAGUACAGUAAAGAAACGGACACAGGGCGAUUAGGAGAUAAAUUUUAUUGUUCAAUGUGCUGAUUUUGACGUGUUGCUGCCACUUCUCAAAAACGAACAUUCCUCAGUGCAGUGAAAACCUUUUUUUUUUUUUUUUUUGUACAAAGUUUUUUGACGCCGUUUUGAAACCUCUUUCCAUUUUACAGUUUUGAACGAGGAGGAGAAUAUCCCUCAAUUGUACAACAUUUCAGUCGGUGUAAUUAUCAGCACCAGCAGAGGUGGCCUCUACAGUAGCAGUACUGGACUUUAUUGAAUGUACAUAAGACGCUGAUCGUCGUCGGCUGCCUGUCACACGUUCACCUCCGGGAUAGAGAGAAGGACAGCGGGUUUAUUUUCUUCUGUACAGCAACAACUUCAUAGUCCUUCGACUAAUUCAGGCUGAAUUUAUUUUUAAGAAACUUUUCUUUACUCCAGUACACCCUCCUUCCCUUGUUGUAGAGGAGCUGAGCUGAGUGGAAAUUGAUUAUACUGCAGCGAGCCCGACUAAAUAACCCGCAUCAGUGUCUGUGCAUCUCCCCCUAGCUGCCGGUCUUUUUAUAACUAAGGGGGCUCAGUCGCUCUCAUGAAUUGUCUGUGUUCUAUACACGCUCCCAAUUACCCCACACAUCUUUAUUUGCCAAUUACAUUUUUUAAAAUUGUAUUUAAACAGCAGUAUUCUCAGUGUUUUUGUCGAAUAUGCUCCCUGGCCCCAGCUCCAGCUCCAGCAAGGCUGUGAAUGAAGGUUGCAUGAGUAGCUUGGUUACCUGUCGACAUCCGGCUCCUUACAGCUCUUGGAGAAACUUAUUCUAAGACACAACGCCACUAUCUUAUAUCGUGCAGAACACUUUAUAUGUCUCCCCACUUAAUAAAUUAUCCUUAUCUCCCUGAUGAUCUUGGGGCCUUAGGAUUGCUCAAUGUUUUUCAAAGCUGAAUGUCUUAUUAGUGAGAGAGGUAAAAUAACUAGUAGGCUCUUGGCAAAGCAAAUGUAGCACACUUAACAAGCUUUUUUGUUUUUGUACAAAAUCCUCAUCUGUGCUUUCCACUUUUUUUUUAGAGAUGGUUUCCGUAGAGUUUUCUAAUCAUUCAUAAUGCUGUAGUUUCCAUGAAACUGUGUUAGGAUAAACCACAAUAUACAAUGGCUGAACGUCACCUGGGCAUCUAUUAACCGUAGCAGCGUGCGCGUCGAGGGCGAUGUAGACGUACGUGAUUAAUGCUGUAGCAAGAUUGAAUCUUCAGUACUGUCGCUGUCCUUUGAGCCGUGAGUUCAAACGGUUCUGUUUCGCUUGUUGUUGCAGUCAGAAGGAGGAAGUUUGAUGAUUGGUUGUAAUACUGCUGAGCACUGACCACCACAAUCAUUCCCAGAAACCUUUUUUUCUGCAUUCUCGUUCAUGGCAGACGUGACAACUCCAACACUCGUCUUGUCAUGUUUCUGCUACGUUGGUUUGUCAGUCUGCCAACGUUAUUUUUUUGUUUUUUUUUGUUUUUUUGUUACAGGUACUCAGUAGACUGAUGUGCAUUUAUACCUCAAUUUACACAGGUCAUGUCAGGCUUGGGUCAUUCGUAGAAUGCUAAGUAUUAAAGUAAUAUUUUUAUUAUUCAUAUUACAUCUUCCCACUGUGACAACACCUUAUUAGCUGUGAUACUGGAAGUGGCUGGGUUAGCUUUUAAAUGGCGAUGUUUAUAUUAGGUUUUAGAUGCAAACUGACGCUCUCCAGUCAGAGAAGACUGAUGUGAUGAUGCAUGUAAAUAUUUUCAAGGUCAAGUUUUGUUUUCGUUGUAUGUAUUGGCAUGAACUUUAUCUCAAACUGUAGUUUUGUUACAGCUGAAUGCAUUCAGAAAGGUGUUUUUUUUUUUUUUUUUUUUUUUUUGUUUUGUGAAUCAUGACUGACCGUUGGCAGUAUGACUGGCUGCUGUGCCUUAAACCUACGACUGAGGGAUGAUGUCCUUGUUUUAUAUAAAAACUUCUCAAUAGUCUGUGCAAUAUACGCCUUAAACUUUAAAUGUGUGUUUUGUAUGAACAUUUCAAAGAAAUAAAAGUUCAGUUUUUUUUUUU
Mugil cephalus (flathead mullet) is the source of this 4786-nucleotide messenger RNA. RefSeq names its product mucin-5AC-like. Gene Ontology annotation, molecular function: RNA polymerase II cis-regulatory region sequence-specific DNA binding; DNA-binding transcription factor activity, RNA polymerase II-specific. Bases 802 to 2628 code for a protein of 608 amino acids. The transcript has 3 exons. The record is from RefSeq and is a predicted model, not a curated record. Gene Ontology annotation, biological process: regulation of transcription by RNA polymerase II. Lineage: Eukaryota; Metazoa; Chordata; Actinopteri; Mugiliformes; Mugilidae.